Sabethes cyaneus is the source of this 508-nucleotide messenger RNA. RefSeq lists its product as uncharacterized. The transcript has 3 exons. Bases 116 to 421 code for a protein of 101 amino acids. The record is from RefSeq and is a predicted model, not a curated record. NCBI's taxonomy places the organism in Eukaryota, Metazoa, Arthropoda, Insecta, Diptera, Culicidae.
UAAUGCACCAUCACAGUUUAUUCACAGCUGUCAGACAGACGUCAAACUGCUAAAGAAAAAUUACCAAGAUCGUGUAGCGUUUGUAUCGUUCGAAAAUCCGUUCAAUAAAUAAACAAUGUCGCUAGGACCUUUCUUUCGUUCUCCGUUCACCGAUCUUACUGCCUCGUUAGUAAACUUUCAGCAGUACGAGAAAUGCGGUGAGCUAGAGAUGGCCUCCAUCGAUUGCUUAGAGGCGUACGGCACCGUUCUUGGAGCUAAGAAAUGCGCCAAUAUACUUGAAGAUUUCCAGGAGUGUGCAUUCAUGAACAAACAGAUUGCCAGAUUCAGGGCUAUGCGAUUGGAAAGAAUCAAACAGGGAUGGUCCGGCGAGAGGAAGGGAGAUGAAUACUAUGCCAAACCGCCUCGUGUGGAUGCUUUUUAGAGACAGAAGCAAUACACGAUUAAGCCAGUGGGUCAAAAUACAUCAAUUUUCCGUUAUUUAGCGUCAUAAUAAAGGAUAGAAUUUAUU